CAAACUUCCGGUGCCUGCGGAGCGCGGAGCGGCGGCUGCACACCCCGAGGCUGCCCGGGCAGAGGCUGCAGGGCGGACGCGCGGCCGGCCGCAGCCAUGGUGAAGAUCAGCUUCCAGCCCGCCGUGGCCGGCAUCAAGGGCGACAAGGCCGACAAGGCGGCGGCCGCGGCUGCGGCCCCGGCUCCGGCCGCUGAGAUCCUGCUGACGCCGGCUCGGGAGGAGCGGGUCCCCCCACAGCGCUACAAGAAGGGGGGCUCCGUGGGCGGCGUGUGCUACCUGUCGAUGGGCAUGGUCGUGCUGCUCAUGGGCCUCGUGUUCGCCUCCGUCUACAUCUACAGAUACUUCUUCCUCGCACAGCUGGCCCGAGACAACUUCUUCCACUGUGGGGUUCUCUACGAGGACUCCCUGUCCUCCCAGGCCCGCACUCGGAUGGAGCUGGAGGAGGACGUGAAGAUCUACCUCGAAGAGAACUACGAGCGCAUCAAUGUGCCCGUGCCCCAGUUUGGUGGCGGUGACCCUGCAGACAUCAUCCAUGACUUCCAGCGGGGACUCACUGCCUACCAUGACAUCUCCCUGGACAAGUGCUAUGUGAUCGAGCUCAACACCACCAUCGUGCUGCCCCCUCGAAACUUCUGGGAGCUCCUCAUGAAUGUGAAGAGAGGGACCUACCUCCCGCAGACGUACAUCAUCCAGGAGGAGAUGGUGGUGACCGAGCACGUCAGCGACAAAGAGGCCCUGGGCUCCUUCAUCUACCACCUGUGCAGUGGGAAGGACACGUACCGGCUGCGGCGCCGGGCUACCCGGAGGCGGAUCAACAAGCGAGGAGCGAAGAGCUGCAACGCCAUCCGCCACUUCGAGAACACCUUCGUGGUGGAGACGCUCAUCUGCGGGGUGGUGUGAGGGCCUCCCCCUCCAGGCCUCGCCCCUGCCCUCUUCCUUUUUUCUCUUCUGGCCACUCCGGCCCUCCUCCUUCCCCUGCUUCGCUUGUACUUUGGACGCCUUUCCCUAGAUGUGACGUGUCUCCUGGUUCCUUUCCGGCCCUGCCCGCCUCCCUGUACCAGAGCCGUGACCUCUCGAGGCCCCACCUGCGCCGAGCUCCCGGGGCCGGGGGAGCAGGGGGGCACCCAGGGUGGAGUCCGUGACCGCCACCCUGAAGUCAGGCCGUCCAGGGGCCGCCCACACCUGCGAUGGCAGCCCGGGAGAAGGGCUGGAUGGAGGGGCUGGGCUCGGGGGUGGGGGGUCCCGGGAAGGGGACAGGGAGGGAUGUGGUGGGGGGUUCAGAAAUGUCUGCACAGUUGGUGAAGUCCUAAAAGGCUUGUUCCUUGGACGGUCCCACAUCCGGAUUCCCAGAUCCGGGCUGAGGAUGGGGGAAUGUGCCCAGGGAUGGGCCCACCCAGAGCACAAGGGCAGGUGGGUGUCCUGGGGCUCCCCUGGACUCCUGUGAGUGCCUUGAGCCCACCAGCAGGAGCCUGGAGUGAGGGCAGGGGAUGAGUCUGUCAAGCACAAUCGUUCUCCGAGUGGAACCAAAGAGGGGAGGAGCCGGGGCCGGGUCCUGGCCCCCCGGGAGCACAAGGACAGGGUCCUGCAGCCCUGGCCACAGGUACAGGAUGGGAGCGCUGAGCAGAGACGAGGGGUGGGCUCGUUGCCUUCUCCGAGCUUGGAGCUGUUUUGGAAGAUAAUGUGGGGAGAAGGGAGAGCCACCUGGUACUUGUACACCCUGCCUCCCCCUCGUUCUGAAAUUCUGUCCCCCUCGGCUUUGGGGGAAUGCAGCCUCUUUUUCCUUUUCCUUCUCACUUUUGCAUGUUUUUACUGAUCAUUCGAUAUGCUAACCGUUCUCAGCCCUGAGCCUGGAAGAGGAGGUUUCGACACCUCCUGUCAGACUUAGGUGCUCUCUGGAGAUGAAACUCUUAAAUGCUUUGUUAUUUUCUCAAUUAGAUCCCUUUUCAGAAGUGUCGGUAGAACAAUAAAAAUCUUUGACUUCUGA
Messenger RNA from Nyctereutes procyonoides (raccoon dog), 1984 nucleotides. It is a transcript of the gene ITM2C, whose product is annotated as integral membrane protein 2C. NCBI's taxonomy places the organism in Eukaryota, Metazoa, Chordata, Mammalia, Carnivora, Canidae. The record is from RefSeq and is a predicted model, not a curated record. Gene Ontology annotation, cellular component: Golgi apparatus; extracellular exosome; plasma membrane. Bases 97 to 900 code for a protein of 267 amino acids. Gene Ontology annotation, biological process: negative regulation of amyloid precursor protein biosynthetic process. The transcript is spliced from 6 exons. Gene Ontology annotation, molecular function: amyloid-beta binding.